AUGGAGUCCCUGCACACUACGAGUUUGGCCUUCGUUGUUGGCCCUCAUGCAGUUUUGUGUAUUCUUUUCGCAUUCCUGGUAUUCUUGACUGCAUCACAUGAAGCCGAGACUUCUUCCUUCACCAUUUCUUCUCUGAUAGCCACACGGCUUGCCUGUAGUGAUUUUAAAAGGAGCACACCCCAUUGCUGUGCGUGGUUUCAAACGCCCUUUAAAUACAGAACGCGCCAGAUUCCCAGGCAGGAAUACAGCAGCAGCAGCAGUGAAUGCAGCGCUUCAUUUCCCUCUAUAAUGCGAAACGUCUACGUCUCUGACACGAAGUGA
Trypanosoma grayi is the source of this 321-nucleotide messenger RNA. RefSeq lists its product as hypothetical. The record is from RefSeq and is a predicted model, not a curated record. Lineage: Eukaryota; Euglenozoa; Kinetoplastea; Trypanosomatida; Trypanosomatidae. Bases 1 to 321 code for a protein of 106 amino acids. The transcript has a single exon.